AUGAACCAGCGGCGGGGCUCGUGUCCGAACUGCAGGCGCGAGCUUUUCGAGCCGGAGAGGCUGCGGUUUGAGAGCGCGCAACGCGGUAAUACGCGUGUUGCCGCACUGCGAGAUACGCGUCCUGCGGAGGAGGAUAUCGAUGUUAGGGCAGCUGUAGCUGCGCCGCUUGCACGGCUAAGCACCAACGCAAGCCCACCACGGCCGCAUCGCUUCGCCGCUGUCACGGCCGAAAACCGCAAACUGUGGGAGUGCGUCCAAAGCGCAUUCGCCCGCAAAUGGGCUGAGUUCACUGGAGACUUGUCCAUCAUCCGCUGGCAGGAAAUCGUAAACACCGCCUGCGCCGCCUUCUCCCAGCACUUCGACGCUACCAACCCGCUCAGCGGCUACAUCACGCUAGACUCACUCAUUAACCUCAGCGCAUGUGCUGCGCUCGUCGAGCAUUGCGCUGAGCCUGAGCGUGUCGGCAUCCGGCAUUCUGACUUUAACACUUUGGUGACGCUGGCGGGGAGGAAGCUAAGGCGCGUUCAGUCGAGCUAUCGCUCGGUCCCUGUCCAGUAUGAGCGCCUCUUGAACUACAAGGACCCUGUGGGUGCGCAUCAGCUUACUGAGUAUCAGGUUCGAGAGGACGAGAUGCGGGCGCGGUGGAUUGUUGGGCUGCGAGUGAGGACUAGGGGUCUAGGAGCAGACCCGUACGGACGGAUUAAUAUCUAG
Molecule: messenger RNA, 711 nt
Organism: Trematosphaeria pertusa
Lineage: Eukaryota; Fungi; Ascomycota; Dothideomycetes; Pleosporales; Trematosphaeriaceae
Exons: 1
Coding region: 1-711 (236 amino acids)
Source: RefSeq, a predicted model, not a curated record